AUGGUCAGGAGAAUAGUUCAAUCUAAGGAGAUCAAUCCAGCAUGGACUCUACAAUGGCAGGCUCAGUCAGUGGGGCCAGCCAGAGACCAUGAAGUUCCUUUCUUGACCAAACUCUCUGAUUUUGAUAAAAAGGCUAAGUCUAGCUUAACUUGUGGCCCUCUCUCUAAUUUCUUCAUGGUUAAUUGCACUAUUAGUUCUAGUAAUAGAUCAUGGCUCAUUUGGAAUAAUAAUGUAACUGUUGAAAUUCUUAAAUCUAAUAAAAUGCACAUUGAUACCUAUAUUACCGCUUGUAAUUCGACUAAUCAAUGGUUCACUAAUUCUCAUUUACUCAGAUAUACCUAUGAUCAUGCCCCUAUCAUCUUAGAGUUUUUUGAUGUGGAAGAAAACAUGUCAUUAUACUACAAAAAAAAAAGAAUUACCAUAUUUGAGCAAAUCUACACUACAGAUGAGGAAUGCAAUAUAAUUAUUGAUAACAGCUGGGGAUCAUCUAUAGGUGAAUGUCCAGGUAAGCUUAAAGAUGUGCUGCAUAGUCUUGAUAAUUGGGGUAGGCAGAAAUUUAGUGAUAUCCCCAAAAGGAUUAAAGAGUCACAAAAAUAUUGGGACAUCAUUGGCAAAAAUGUCUUAGAUUACACUCUCAACAUCCUUAACAAAGGAGGCAAUCCUUCUGACAUAAAUUUUACCUAUAUUAGCCUCAUUCCUAAAGUGGCUGAAUUCAGGCCAAUUAGGCUCUGCGAUGUGAUAUUGAAGAAUGUUACCAAGACAAUUGCCAACAAAAUUAAGAAAAUCCUGCCUAAUAUCAUCAAUAACACUCAAAGUGCGUUUCUUCCUGGAAGGCUUAUCACUGAGAACUCUAUUAUGGCUUUUGAAGCAUUUCAUUACAUAAAGAAACCUAGAAAACAAUAA
Molecule: messenger RNA, 903 nt
Organism: Medicago truncatula (barrel medic)
Lineage: Eukaryota; Viridiplantae; Streptophyta; Magnoliopsida; Fabales; Fabaceae
Exons: 4
Coding region: 1-903 (300 amino acids)
Source: RefSeq, a predicted model, not a curated record